AUGAAUGGCUAUGCCGGAUUUCCUCCCAGCCCCAGUGACCCCUCCAGGGGCGUGCUAGAACCCAAGCCCGGCCGAGCCCCGCUCCUGGAAGACGUGGAGAUGAGCAGCAGCUGCAGCAGAAAUGAAUCCAGUGAGAACCGCUCCACAGGGCAGGCUGGCGACUGUGACGACAGCAGGGGACCGGGGAUGCUGGGCCGGCCGGCCGCCCUGCAGGGCCCAAAUGGCUUCAACCUGAUCAUGGCCACGUCCGAACACAACCCGUCCACAAGUGGCUGCAGUGAGCAGUCUGGCAAAGCAGACAUGCACAGAGAGCUGAGAAAGACCCUGAAGGAGCUGAAGGUCCACCUCCCUGCCGACAAGAAGGCCAAAGGGCGGGCCAACACGCUGGCCACCCUGAAGUACGCCCUGCGGAGCGUGAAGCAGGUGAAAGCUAACGAAGAGUAUUACCAGCUGCUAAUGUCCGGUGACAGCCACCCCUGCAGUCUGAACGUGCCGUCCUACACGGUCGGGGAGAUUGAGAGCAAGGCCUCUGAGCACAUCGUGAAGAACGCGGAUAUGUUUGCGGUGGCCGUGUCCUUGGUGACGGGGAAAAUUCUGUACAUCUCCAGCCAAGCUGCAUCCGUCUUUCACUGCAAGAGAGAUGCCUUCACCGAUACCAAGUUCGUGGAGUUCCUGGCGCCCCACGACGUCAGCAUGUUCCACAGCUCCACUACCCCGUACAAGCUGCCGUCUUGGGGCACCUGCAGCGGGGCAGAUUCUUUCACUCGAGAAUGCAUGGAGGGGAAGUCUUUCUUUUGUCGUGUCAGACGAGCUUUUAAUGGCGGACCUGCGGACCCAACGGUGCCCGUGGACCCCAAAGGUGCAUGCAGCCUGCUGUCCACUGCAUGCUGUAGGGGAGGGUGCCAGAGAACCUCGCCCUUCCACGUGAAGGCGGGUUUGGGGCUGCCCUGCGCCCUGUGGCUUGGCCGGGACCUGGCCCCACAGUGCCAGCCUGUGGGCUCUGUGGUGGAGGUGGUGGUCGGUCAGAGGUCACGCCAUCCCUGUACCUGCCCGGUACCUGCCAGCAGUCCAGAUGCCCACAGUGCCCCUAGAAUUCCUCCUGAGAAGAGAAUUUUCACAACCACGCAUACACCAAAUUGCUUGUUCCAGGACGUGGAUGAAAGGGUGGUCCCCCUCCUGGGCUACCUGCCUCAAGACCUGGUGGAGAGCCCGAUGCUGCUGCAGCUGCACCCAAGCGACAGACCCCUGAUGCUGGCCAUCCACAGGAAGAUCCUGCAGUCUGGCGGGCAGCCUUUCGACUAUUCGCCCAUCCGCUUCCGCACCCGGAAUGGCGAGUACAUCACGCUGGACACCAGCUGGUCCAGCUUCGUCAACCCCUGGAGCAGGAAGAUCUCCUUCAUCAUCGGGAGGCACAGAGUCAGGGUGGGCCCCUUGAAUGAAGACGUGUUUGCGACCCAGUCAGGUGUGGAGGAGAAGACCUCGCACCCUGGCAUUCAGGAGCUCACCGAGCAGAUCUGCCAGCUGCUGCUGCAGCCCGUGCCCUACAGUGGCUCUAGCGGCUAUGACAGCCUGGGCAGCAACGGGUCCCACGAGCACCUCAUGAGCCAGACAUCCUCCAGUGACAGCAACGGCCACGAGGACACCCACCAGAGGAAACCCGGCAUUUGUAAAAAUGGUAACAGGGCCAAAACCAAAAGUCAUUAUUCUCAUGAACUCACAGAACAAAAGAAAAAACCUAUUACAGAGCUGCAGAGUCAUCCCCCUAUCCUGAUGAAGGCGGCCCCAGCCACAGACAGGGAUGGCGCGGGGGCUGGCGUCCCCAGGGCCACCUUCCCCGAGGAGCUGGUGUGCAGGGCCCAGCCGGCCUGCUCCUACCAGCAGGUUAGCUGCCUCGACAGCGUCAUCAGGUACCUGGAAAGCUGCAGCGAGGCCACCACGUUGAAGAGGAAGUGCGAGUUCCCGGCCAGCGCCCCGGCCCUGAACGCCAGUGACAAGCGCAAGGCGACGGGAGCCUCGCAGGUGCACACAGCCCUGCUGAAGCCUGCCGAGGAGAAGAGCCACUCAGACGUCACCACACACCUGACCUCAUUGACACUGCCUGGCAAAGCGGAGAGCGUGGUGUCCCUCACCAGCCAGUGCAGCUACAGCAGCACCAUCGUCCACGUCGGAGACAAGAAGCUGCAGCCUGAGCUAGAAAUGAUCGAAGAUGCCACAAGCGGGGCCGAGUCCCUGGACGGCCCAGCCGGCCCCGUGCUGAGCUGCAGCCUGGGCCCUGAGAAGGAGCCCUUCAAGAAGCUGGGCCUCACCAAGGAGGUGCUGGCGGCGCACACGCAGAAGGAGGAGCAGAGCUUCCUGCACAAGUUGAAGGAGAUGCGGAAACUCAGCACAUUCAGCUCAUGCUGUCCUCACUACUUACAGGAAAGGCCCAGGGGGCAGUCAAGCCAGCUAACUGCUCCUGGACUAAGAAAUGCUUCUGGGAUGCAUUCAUCAUGGAAAAAACCCGGGAAGAACAGGAAGCUCAAGUCCAAGCGGGCCAAGCUCCGUGACUCGUCCGGGAGCACGGCAUCAGGACAGCCGGCCACAACCCGCGCCCCGCUCGCGGGCCUCAAUGCCACGGCCUGGUCGCCGUCCAACACAUCCCAGUCCAGCUGCCCGGCUGUGCCCUUCCCCGCCCCCGGGCCAGCCUACUCCCUGCCCGUGUUCCCCACAGCCCCCCACACUGGCUUCGCGGUGCCCGUGGGCGCCCAGCCCGACUUCUCGGUCCAGCCCCCGCCGUUCACAGCCCCCCUGGGUCCAGUCAUGGCAUUCAUGCUGCCCAGCUACCCCUUUCCUGCCGUGACCCCGAGCCUACCCCAGGCCUUCUUCCCUGGCCAGACUAACUUUCCGGGCCACCCCGAGAUGAUACCCAUCUCAGAGCCUGUGUUCCCCGGUCGGAGCCCGUUCCCCACACAGCCGUGCGCCUGUCCCCCGUCACAGCACGGGCAGCUGGCAUCACGUGCAGCCACCCCGGCCACCCCCUCGUCAACCACCGGGCCCGUGGGCCGGGCCUCCCCGCCCAUAUUCCAGUCCCGCAGCAGCUCGCCCCUGCAGCUCAACCUGCUGCAGCUGGAGGAGGCCCCCGAGGGCAGCGCUGCGGCUGCAGGGACCGUGGGGACCACGGCUGCAGGGCUGGACGCCAAGCCAGCCACGUCCCAGGACCACCCGCUGAAGGCACGGCCCACGCUCCAUGAACCCUCGGAGGCCCAGCACAGCGAUGCCCUCUCCACAUCCAGCGACCUGCUUGACCUCCUGCUGAACGAGGACCUCUGCUCGGCCACGGGCUCGGCCCUGUCGGGGAGUGGGGCCUCUGCCACCUCAGAUUCGCUGGGCUCCAGGUCGCUGGGGUGCACCGUGUCCAGAAGUGGGACAGGCAGCAGUGACACCAGUCACAGCAGCAAAUACUUCGGAAGCAUCGACUCCUCAGAGAAUAAUCCCAAAGUGGAAACAAGCACGCACGUGGGCGAGAGUGAGCACCUCAUCAGGCACGUCCUCCAGGACCCCAUCUGGGUGUUGAUGGCCGACUCGGACAACAGCAUCAUGAUGACGUAUCAGACGCCUGCCCGAGAUCUUGCUGAGGUCCUCAAGGAGGACAGAGAGAAGCUGAGACUUCUGCAGAAGCUCCAGCCCCAGUUCACAGAAGCCCAGAAGCAGGAACUUCGUGAAGUCCACCCCUGGGUGCAGACCGGUGGCCUGCCUGCGGCCAUGGACGUGCGGGAAUGUGUUUACUGUGGAAACAAGGGCAAAGGCAACUUUCCUGCACCGCACGAGGAAGAUAUUCCUGCUCUGGGACUCAGCAAAGCCACAGACGCCAAAGAAGAAAAUGGACCCCCCACUGAGUCAGGAAAAUGA
Molecule: messenger RNA, 3888 nt
Organism: Trichechus manatus latirostris (Florida manatee)
Lineage: Eukaryota; Metazoa; Chordata; Mammalia; Sirenia; Trichechidae
Gene: PER2
Product: period circadian regulator 2
Exons: 24
Coding region: 1-3888 (1295 amino acids)
Biological process (GO): circadian regulation of gene expression; entrainment of circadian clock by photoperiod; negative regulation of transcription by RNA polymerase II
Cellular component (GO): cytoplasm; nucleus
Molecular function (GO): transcription corepressor binding; transcription cis-regulatory region binding
Source: RefSeq, a predicted model, not a curated record